Cololabis saira (Pacific saury) is the source of this 2052-nucleotide messenger RNA. It is a transcript of the gene fignl1, whose product is annotated as fidgetin-like 1. Lineage: Eukaryota; Metazoa; Chordata; Actinopteri; Beloniformes; Belonidae. Gene Ontology annotation, molecular function: ATP hydrolysis activity; microtubule severing ATPase activity; ATP binding. The record is from RefSeq and is a predicted model, not a curated record.
UGGCGGGAGUUAAGACUCAAAACAACAAGUAAAAACAGUCCCAAAGGUGUCGUUUGGAUAGUUCUGUAGCAAUUCGUUAUUUACUCAUUACAUCCCAAGACGAUAACAAAAAGUAGCUGGAGCAGGCCAGGCAUGAGCGACGCACACCUGGACGAAUGGCAGAGGAGGUCCUUUGACAUUUCAUCUGGCAGCCGUACACCUGAACAGAUGGCCGAUGCCUACCGGGCCCAUAUCCUCUCCAUUCAGUAUGCAUGGGCAAGCUCCCAGCUCUCUCAGGCCGGCAUGGCCAGCCUGCUCAGGACCUACUCAGGGCGCUACGCUGCAGUGCUGGACUCCGAUGACCCCCAAACAGGGCUUAACAACUAUGCAGAAAGCGUGCUCCAUCUGGCUCGCAAUCAGAGGAACCUCAGUGACAAAUGGGAGUCUUCCUCACCGCGGAGAGUGUGCUGGCAGUUGCCCUCCGUGCAGAGGAUGAUUCAGGCGGGAGAGAAGGGACUUGGCUUUGCAGUGGCACCGACAGAUGUUAACAUAUCCGUGGGACAAGAGGGCAAAGGCAGCCCCCCCUCCGGCCCCUUUUCUGGAGUCAGGUCGGAGGCUACGUGGUUUAAAACUGUGCCACCACAGUCGAAUGAGUGUAGGAUUACCAAUAACCUCACUAAUAUUCCUUCUGAGAGGCCAAAAGCCUCAGGUGCCGUCGUUCUGCGGCCUUCGGUGCGACCGCAGCCUCUGUUUGGUCACCCUUUUUCAGCCACUCCACAGGGGAACCCGAGCGCUGAAGGGGGAGCGCAAAACUAUCAGUCUUCCUCCUUUCCCACCCCUACCCCGCCUAAACGAAAGAACUUUUACAACCCAGACGGGUGGGAUGGUGGAAGAGGGCAACACGGAGGGGAAGGAGGCGCCGACCCCCGGGCCACAAGCAACUUCAAAACCGCUCGCCAGCAGUUCUUCGUCGACCAGCAGAGAAAACAUUCCCAUCAGCCCCAGAGAGGUCACACCCCGGGGAUGUCAGCCAUCGUGAAGAAGUCUCUUGGUGCCAACAGGCCUCGAGGUGCAUCCUCAAAGUUUGUGUCGCCCAUCCCGCGACAGGAGGAGGAGGACGGCGCGGCGAGCAGACAUUCAGAUCAGGAAUCUCAAAUCGUGGACGAACGUCUGAAGAACUUUGAGCCGAAGAUCGUUGAGCUGAUCAUGAGUGAGAUCAUGGACCACGGCCCCCCCAUCGCGUGGGACGACAUCGCAGGCCUGGAGUUUGCUAAAACCACCAUAAAGGAGAUUGUGGUGUGGCCCAUGCUGCGGCCUGACAUCUUCACCGGUCUGCGCGGACCGCCCAAAGGCAUCCUGUUGUUCGGACCCCCGGGGACCGGAAAAACUCUGAUAGGAAAGUGCAUCGCCUGUCAAUCAGGCGCCACCUUCUUCAGCAUAAGUGCUUCGUCACUCACGUCCAAGUGGGUGGGGGAAGGAGAGAAAAUGGUGCGUGCCCUGUUCGCCAUCGCCCGCUGUCAUCAGCCCGCCGUCAUUUUUAUCGACGAAAUCGAUUCGCUGUUGUCCCAGCGGACGGACGGGGAGCACGACUCGUCACGCAGGAUCAAGACCGAGUUCCUGGUUCAGCUGGACGGGGCGGCCACCGCGGCCGAGGACCGGAUCCUGGUGGUGGGGGCCACCAACCGGCCCCAGGAGAUCGACGAGGCGGCGCGCCGACGCCUGGCCAAGCGGCUGUACAUCCCCCUGCCCGAGGCGGCGGCGCGGCGGCAGAUCGUCACCAACCUCAUGGCCCGGGAGAAGAACCUGCUGCAGGAGCAGGAGCUGGAGAGCGUGGUGACGGGCACGGAGGGAUUCUCCGGGGCCGACAUGACGCAGCUCUGCAGGGAGGCGGCGCUGGGGCCGAUCCGCAGCAUCACGCUCAGCGACAUCACCACCAUCACUGCUGAUCAGGUCCGGCCCAUCCUCUACGGAGACUUCCAGGAGGCCCUGAGGACCGUACGGCCCAGCGUCUCCGCCAAGGACCUGGAGCUGUUUGACGAGUGGAAUAAGACUUUUGGGUGCGGACGGUAAACU